AUGCAGGGUCCCGCCGAGGAGACGCGCGUGGCGACGGGAGGGCGGCCGCGGCGCGAGAUGGAGACCGGGAAGGCGGCGGUGCCGCCCAGGGCGACCAGCGGGCGGAGGUACAAGGCGCUCACGCCGUGGCGCUUCCAGCGCGGCUUCGUCAGGUACCAGGCCAAGACCCCCGCCGCCGCCGCCGCCGCGCCCAGAGGCCGCGCCGGGGCGCCGGCGGGCGGUUCUGGCACCAAGCGUCCCAGAUCGGCGUCGGUGGUGGGGAGCGGCGGCCGUAGCGCGGGAGAUCCGAUGGACGGCCAGUCGAAGAAGAGAAGCACGCGCAGUGCGACCAUGAAGAACCCCGGUGCUGAAAUGGAUUGCCUGUUGAGAAGAGCCACACGCAGUGCGACUGCCAAGAGCUCCGAUGGGGUUAAAAUGGAGAACGGCGCCUGCAGCGGUGCCGGAAAGGAUUUCCCAUUGAAGAGACACACACGCAGUACGGCUGCGAACAGCUCCCAUGCUAUUAAAAUGGAGAACGACUCUCCUAGCAGUGCUGGAAAGGAUUUCCAAAUAAAGAGAGGCACACACAGAGUGACCACGAGGAGCUCCAAUGGGGAGAAAAUGGAUAACAAUGCUCGCACCGGUGCUGAAAUGGAUUGUGGUUUGGGCAAGUCCAGCUGCAAUAUUAUGGGUGAUGGGUUGGCCAACGCUGCUGGAGGAGAUUGCAGAGUGACCACGAGGAGCACCAAUGGGGAGAAAAUGGAUAACAAUGCUCGCACCGGUGCCGAAAUGGAUUGUGGUUUGGGCAAGUCCAGCUGCAAUAUUAUGGGUGAUGGGUUGGCCAACGCUGCUGGAGGAGAUUGCUGUUUUGAGGGGCCAGACUACAGCGGUGUCCUGAGAGAUGAACAUGUCCAGAAUUUUGGGACUGGCGGCAGCGUUGGUGCUGGUGAUGGGGCAGCUUGCAUCCCAGAGGGGAUUCAGAGUAAUGUAGGAGCUGAGAACUGUGAGUCUGAGGGUUCGGAGAAGUCCCGUGUGACCGGGAAUGUGUUAAAGAGCAACGUUUCUUCUGCUGCAGAUCAUGUGCUGGAGCAGCCGGAGGGAAAAGGUGCUAACACGGGAAAUGGGGCUUCCAAGGAGAGUGAUGUAGCAGCCAAAGGGUGCAGCUCUGCAGUUCCUGGAAGCAAUGCUAAUGGCCCAAAUUGCCGCAGAGGGCGGAAAGAAAUAGUGCCAUGGAGGUUCCAGAUCGGGUACAAGCGGUCAUUCUCGAAAGCUUUCUGCUCCAAUGGUGGAUCACUUGAAACUCCGGAAUACAGGGCUCAGGGCAGCUCAACACAGUGCACUCCAGGAACUAGAAGUACUGUGAGGUGCUAUGCAAGCCCCCUUUCAAAUGUUCGAGUUUCGGCCGUGCGUGAUUUCUCCUCAGGGAAAGGCGAGAAGGAAACCCGAACAGCAUAUAAAAAGGUGAAAACUGAGAAGGAUGAUGAUAAUCAGGGAAUGCCAAAAAAUGGAGUUGCCCUUGCUAGGGAGAAAGCAAUCAGAUCCUUGCGAGAUUUCCGCUUAAUUUACAAGAAUCUUUUGAAUAAGCUUGAAGACAGGUCACGGGAAGGAGGAGCCGAUCUACAAGCUUACAAAAUCUUCAGGGACAGGUUCCUUGCACAGUGUAAUGACGAGAGAUUUGUUGGCAAUGUGCCUGGAAUCAAUGUUGGUGAUAUCUUUUAUGCAAGGGUUGAGCUUUGCAUUAUCGGUCUUCAUCGCCCACACCGGUUAGGGAUUGAUCAUAUCAGGAAGGAGGAUGGUACUUGUAUAGCUGUUAGCAUCGUGGCAUAUGCACUUCUUUCUGAUGUCAAGGAUAAUUUUGAUGCCUUGGUGUAUUCUGGAUCAAGGACAGCUACAAUGAAUCAGAAGAUAGAGGGUACCAAUCUUGCACUGAAGAAGAGCAUGGAUACCAAAACACCAGUUCGUGUCAUUCAUGGUUUCACCAUUCAUGCUAAGAACAGCCAGCGGAAGAGUAUUCUUGUAUAUGGGGGUUUAUAUCUAGUUGAGAAAUACUGGAGGGAGAAAGAAAGCGAAGAUCGUUAUGUUUAUAUGUUCCGAAUGAGAAGAAUGGCAGGUCAGAAACACAUUGACAUUGACGCAAUUAUGAAAUCAGAACAGGCUGAGCCAUAUGAUGGUGUUAUAAUGAAAGAUAUAUCCCAAGGGUUGGAGAGGAUCCCAGUAUCUGUUUUGAACUCAAUAUCUGAUGAGCAUCCAAUGCCCUAUAUCUACAUGUCUCGCCUGAAAUACCCCCCUAACUAUCAGCCAGCUCCUCCAGCAGGCUGUGCUUGUGUAGGCGGGUGCUCAGACUCCAAACUGUGUGCCUGUGUAGUGAAGAAUGGUGGGGAGAUCCCUUUCAAUGAUAAAGGCUGUAUCAUAGCAGCAAAACCUCUUGUUUAUGAGUGUGGACCUUCUUGCAAGUGUCCUCCUACAUGUCAUAACAGAGUUGGCCAGAAAGGCAUCAAAUUUCGGCUGCAAGUGUUCAAGACCAAAUCGAUGGGUUGGGGCGUGAAAACUCUCGACUAUAUACCAUCUGGAAGCUUCGUCUGUGAAUACAUUGGGGAAGUGCUGGAUGAUGAAGAAGCACAGAAAAGGAUGACUGAUGAGUACCUAUUUGCUAUAGGGCAUAAUUAUUAUGAUGAAUCCCUUUGGGAGGGCCUAUCAAGAUCUAUACCCUCGCUUCAGAAUGGUCCGGGUAAAGAUGAAGAAGCUGGUUUUGCUGUUGAUGCAUCAAAGAUGGGGAACUUUGCAAAAUUUAUUAAUCAUAGCUGCACCCCCAACCUCUAUGCACAAAAUGUUCUCUAUGAUCAUGAUGACAAGAGUGCUCCUCAUAUCAUGUUCUUUGCCUGCGAAGAUAUUCCACCCGGUCAAGAGCUAGUAUACCACUACAACUAUGCCAUAGAUCAGGUUCAUGAUGAGAAUGGUAACAUCAAGAAGAAGAAAUGCCUUUGUGGCUCUGUGGAGUGUGAUGGCUGGUUGUAUUAG
Triticum turgidum subsp. durum (durum wheat) is the source of this 2997-nucleotide messenger RNA. Lineage: Eukaryota; Viridiplantae; Streptophyta; Magnoliopsida; Poales; Poaceae. The record is from the annotation of a GenBank genome assembly.